Naegleria gruberi is the source of this 570-nucleotide messenger RNA. RefSeq lists its product as uncharacterized. NCBI's taxonomy places the organism in Eukaryota, Heterolobosea, Eutetramitea, Acrasida, Naegleriidae. The transcript is spliced from 2 exons. The record is from RefSeq and is a predicted model, not a curated record. Bases 1 to 570 code for a protein of 189 amino acids. Gene Ontology annotation, molecular function: protein-lysine N-methyltransferase activity.
AUGUCCACUACAACAAACAACAGAUUUCUCAAUAGAAAUCCUGAAAAAUCGGAAUACAACCAAUACUGGUACUCUAAAGACACAAUUGGAACAUUUGUGAAAGUAAUAGAGGAUCAUCUUAGAGAAGAUCCAUCAAAUAGAGCGGUUUUUAUGUCAACUCCAUCAGUUUACUUUUCAUUGAGUGCAGAUCUUCAAAAACAGGCUAAAUUAUUUGAGUUUGAUAAAAAAUGGGAAAAGGAUCAAGGAUUUGUUUUUUGGGAUUUUAAUCAACCUGAGGUAUUUAGUGAAGAAUUGAAUGAAAGUUGUACAAUUGCCCUAAUUGAUCCUCCAUUUAUUACAAGAGAAGUUUGGGAAAAGUAUGCAACAUGUGCAUUGAAAGUUUUGAAACCAAAUGGAAAAUUAAUUUGUUCUACAAUUUCAGAAAAUGAGGUCAUGAUGGAUGAAUUAUUAAAAGUUAAGCCUGUAAUUUAUCAACCAUCCAUUCCACACCUUGUUUAUCAAUAUAAUUUAUAUACUAACUUUAACCAUGAUGCAUUGAGUUGUGUAAAUGAUGAACUUGUAAAUUAUUAA